Molecule: messenger RNA, 735 nt
Organism: Ruditapes philippinarum (Manila clam)
Lineage: Eukaryota; Metazoa; Mollusca; Bivalvia; Venerida; Veneridae
Exons: 2
Coding region: 1-735 (244 amino acids)
Source: RefSeq, a predicted model, not a curated record
AUGGCGGAUGGCGUGCCCCGAAAAAAAGAUGAUGAUAAUAAAUGUGGUGGUGGUGGUGAAGAAGACAAAGGUGAUGAUAAUGAUGGUUGUGGUGAAAAAGACAAACGUGAUGAUAAUGAAGGUAGUGGUGGCAGUGAAGUAGACAAAGAUGAUGGUUAUGAAGGUGGUGGUAAAGAAGACAAAGAUGAUGAUAAUGAAGGUGGUGGUGGUGAAGAAGACAAAGAUGAUGAUAAUGAAGGUGGUGGUGGUGAAGAAGACAAAGAUGAUAAUAAUGAAGGUGGUGGUGAAGAAGACAAAGAUGAUGAUAAUGAAGGUGGUGGUGGUGAAGAAGACAAAGAUGAUGAUAAUGAAGGUGGUGGUGGUGAAGAAGACAAAGAUGAUGAUAAUGAAGGGGUGGUGAAGAAGACAAAGAUGAUGAUAAUGAAGGUGAUGGUGGUGAAGAAGACAAAGAUGAUGAUAAUGAAGGUGGUGGUGGUGAAGAAGGCAAAGAUGAUGAUAAUGAAGGUGGUGGUGGUGAAGAAGACAAAGAUGAUGAUAAUGAAGGUUAUGGUGAAGAAGACAAAGAUGAUGAUAAUGUAUGUAUUGGUGGUGAAGAAGACAAAGAUGAUGAUGAUGAUGAUGAAGGUGGUGGUGGUCCAUGGUGAUGGUGAAGAAAAAGUCAAAGAUGAUUAUAAUAAAAGUGGUGGUGGUGGUGGUGAAGAAGAAGAAGAAAAUUUUGGUGAUUAUAUUGAAUAA